CAGAACCAGGACCAGCAGAAGCAGCUAAAAAAGUGGAAAAAGAUCUGGCUGAAAGGUCUAUCUGUUCGUAUCCGGCCUCGCAAGGACUCGCCGCGAGCAGCAGCAGCAACAACAUCAGCAGUACCACCACCACCGCCAUCAAUCGGAGGAGAGACAGACCAAAGCGUUGAAAGAGGUACCCAGACCGCGACACGCAACCACACCCACAACCACGGCCAACAUGUUCGCAGCAGCCAGAGUCGCACGCUGCGGCAUUCAGAAACGCUUGCGCACCCAAGCGAUUCAGACGCCGUAACGGACUCCGGCCUCUCGUCGGCCGCUGCCACCUCCGCCUCACACUCGCCCGCAACAUCAACCACCGCUCAGACCACCACAGUCCCCUCGAGCUCAUCGUCAUCCUCGUCCACUUCUCUUAGCGUGAGCGUCGGUGCUUCCAUCGGAAACUUCCCAUCUUCCUCCGCGCCGUGUCCCACUUGCGGACAGCGCCGCCAUGUCGACCUCCACCGGCCUCCGACGCCGGUCAAGCCCGAGGAUCGGUUCCAGUUCCGGUCCGGGGUCCCGUAUGGUCCUUGGACAAUCACGCAUCCUCCACCGUCGACAGCUGCACCAUCGCAGAUUUCCUGUGAGCUUCCCGCCCCCCAGCAGCAGCAGCAAGUGGGCCCCUGCUGCGCUGCCGAGACCCCUGGUCCGCUCACCGCAUUCCACCCCUUCGCCCGCCUACCUCCAGAGCUUCGGUCCAAGAUCCUGCGGUUCUAUCUCGAACGCCCGCGCAUCGUAGAAAUUCGAUGCAUGAACGACCUGAAAAAGAUCCAUUUUGCACCAAACGCGCUCGGAAAUCUUGCCUCCAAUAUCGCCUGGAGCGCGGACAACACUCUCCCGGCCCUGAUGUGGGUGAACAGGGAAUGCCGCGCCGAGACACGCGCAUUCUACCGUGUUCAGCUACCGAUGCACCCGACCAACAAGAUCGCCUGGCCCGUCAUCAUCAACCCGGAUUUCGACACCGUCAUAUUCACGUUCCCCUGGAGCAGCGAGAUCCCCCUCGACAUUUUCCUGAGCGACUGCCUCGCAUUCGACCCGCUCGGCGUAGGCAUCCGCCAUUUUGGUACCCGUGACAGGGGCGGUCCCGAGACGUGGGACCUGACGCCCGUACCGGGAUGUGCGCCGCUCGCAGAGAGCUUGGCAAAUUUGGAAUCCUACACAGAGGCGAUCCAGCUGAUGGACGAUCGCGCGGCGGCCCGGUUCCCGGUGUGGAUGAUUCACGAGGGCUAUCUCACCAGCGGCAUCCCGGCCAAGAACGCGUUCUACCGCGACGUUCCGCGGCUGCUUCUUAGUAACGACUAUGAGCCUCCUGAUGCGAUUAACCAGCGCACGGCGCUGGAGGCUUUGCGGACGCAGUUAGGGGACUAUCUGCCCCAGAACGUAGCUGAGAAUCUGGUUAUGCAGAGGAUGUUCUACCGCAAGUAUUUCCGGCAUUUGAGGAUGAAGUGUACGAAAACCGAUCUUGCGGGGUUGGGAAUGGUGAGACAGAUUCCUGGCUGUGAGACGGAGGAGUUCUUUCUAAGUAACGGCCGGGAAGUUGCGGGGCCGCGGAAGAAGAGGAGGUCGGUGCUUGAUGUGAGGCCUAGUAGCAGCUGGCAUCUUUGGGAUGAUGACUGA
This is a messenger RNA of Colletotrichum godetiae, 1656 nucleotides long. RefSeq lists its product as uncharacterized. The annotation marks the transcript as partial. The transcript has a single exon. The record is from RefSeq and is a predicted model, not a curated record. NCBI's taxonomy places the organism in Eukaryota, Fungi, Ascomycota, Sordariomycetes, Glomerellales, Glomerellaceae.